Sinocyclocheilus grahami is the source of this 864-nucleotide messenger RNA. RefSeq names its product SLAM family member 9-like. The transcript is spliced from 5 exons. The record is from RefSeq and is a predicted model, not a curated record. NCBI's taxonomy places the organism in Eukaryota, Metazoa, Chordata, Actinopteri, Cypriniformes, Cyprinidae. Bases 1 to 831 code for a protein of 276 amino acids.
AUGGAAAUUAUUGACACAUUUAUGUUCUUCUGUUUGUGCUCAUGGAGUCUGGCUGGUGUGUUUGGUGUUGAUGCAGUGCAGUCAGUAUCAGUGACGAAGGGAGAUUCUGUUACUCUAAAUGCGACUGAUAUACAGCCGAAUGAUGAGAUCGAGUGGCGGUUUGGACAAAUUCUCAUUGCUGAAAUCAACAUAAAGAUCAAAAUGAGCAUUUUUCAUAAUGAUAGUGCUGAUGGGAGAUUCAGAGGCAGACUGAAGCUGGACAAUGAGACUGGAUCUCUGAGCAUCACAAACACCAGAACCACAGACUCUGGACUUUAUAAAGUAUGCAGCAGCAGAUUAGAGACACCGCUCAACACAUUCAAUCUUUCUGUCUAUGCUCAUCUGCCUGUUCCUGUCAUCAGCAGUAACUCUUCACAAUGUUCUUCAUCAUCAUCAUCAUCUUCAUCACAGCAGAAUUGUUCACUGCUGUGUUCAGUGGUGAAUGUGAGUCAUGUGACUCUCUCCUGGUACAAAGGAAACAGUUUAUUGUCCAGCAUCAGUGUGUCUGAUCUCAGCAUCAGUCUCUCCACUCUGGAGGUGGAAUAUCAGGAUAACAACACCUACAGCUGUGUGCUCAACAAUCCCAUCAGCAACCAGACCAAACAUCUGGCCAUUACUCAACUCUGUCAGACAUGUUCAGGCUACUGUCACUGUUGUGGUUUUACUGAAGCUGUGAUCCGAUUGGCUCUCUCUGCUCUGGUGGGCGUGGCUGCUGUUGCUGUGCUGGUUUAUGACAUCAGAUCCAGAAGUCUUCAGAAGAGAGAGCAGAAGUCACCAUCAGACAAUGAUUAAUCAGAUUUGCAGGAAGGCAGAGAUGAUUUUGAA